AUGACCGGCCAAAAGGAUAUCAAGGUUGAAUCUGGCCAGAUUGACUUAGACGUCGACAAUGGUACCACUCAGGAGCCAAUCGAUCCAGCCAUUGCGAGAACUUUGAAACGCAAGGCUGAUUUUAUUCUUCUUCCCGUAUUGGCUAUCGCUUAUUUGCUGAACUCUCUUGAUCGCAGCAAUGUUGCGAAUGCGAAUACUGCUGGUCUAGAAGCUGACCUGAAUCUUGUUGGAAACCAAUUUAAUCAAGUUCUCACCUAUUACCAAGUUCCAUUUAUUAUCUUCGGCCCAUUGCUCACGGUCGUCACUAAGCUGAUUGGAGCCAAGUAUUCAAUCGCCGGUAUGCUUUUUUGUUUCGGUAUUGCAUCACUCGCGACCGGCUGGGCUCGGACGUUCGGGCAUUUAGUUGCCUGCCGCGUGAUUGUGGGAAUAUUUGAAUCCGGCUUCCUCGCUUCUGUAUUCUACUACUUGUCUGUAUGGUACACUCGAUCGGAGCUCGCAACUCGAAUUGGCAUAUUCUAUGGCGCAUUGGUCGCGUCAUCUGCCUUUGGGGGUCUUCUCUCAUAUGGCAUGUUUCAGGUGACCGCACGAAACGGAUAUUUCCGUUGGUCAUAUUUAUUUUUCCUCGAGGGAGCCUUGACCGUCUGUUGGUCCCUGGUUACGUUCUUUUUCCUUCCUUCAGACGUGCAAUCCGCUUGGUUCUUAACCGCAUCCGAGAAAGCCACAGCUCAAGAACGCUUAAAACGAGACUCGGUCGAUUCGCUUGAUUCAAGUUAUACCCUUUCUGAAUUUUUCACAGAGUUUAAGGCGCCCCAUAUUUAUAUCCGACUUAUCUCUACUUUUAUUCAAGGAGUGACAUUAACCUCCAACGCGAACUUCUUGGCAAUGAUCAUCAAAGGUCUACAUUUUAGUACGAUUAGGACCAACCUGCUGACCAUUGCUCCCGCCCUGGUUGGAGCAAUCACGUUGAUCUGCUUCUGUCGCUCUUCCGACUACUUUUAUGAACGCGGGUAUCACAUUGGUAGCUCUUUGGUCCUGAGUUUUGUCGGCUAUAUUAUUCUGUAUUGUGGAGAAAACAAAGGGUGGGGAGUGCUAUAUUUCGCCAUGUUUCUCUGCACCAUGGGAGCAUACCCCAGCACACCCCUUGGAGCAACUUGGACCAUUGCGAAUAUUCCAAACUUGAAUGCCCGCGCUCUGACCAUUGGAGUUUACAACUCAGUCGGUAACUGCGCUGGACUCUUGUCAAGUAACAUCUAUAUAUCCUCGGAGGCGCCUCGGUAUAUUACAAGCUUACGGGUCAAUCUUGCAAUGGCCGCUUUGGGUUCUUUCGUUAGUUUCGCCUAUGGUGGCUGGAUGAGGUGGGAGAAUCGUCGUCGCGAUAAACAGUUUGGCCGAUCGGAUAACUUGACUGUUGGUGUCACUGACACCUCAGACCCUAACUUCCGAUUCCAGUAUUAA
Molecule: messenger RNA, 1455 nt
Organism: Clonostachys byssicola
Lineage: Eukaryota; Fungi; Ascomycota; Sordariomycetes; Hypocreales; Bionectriaceae
Source: the annotation of a GenBank genome assembly